AGAGACGUGGCACGCGGACGUUCGAACGCUCGGAGCCGUUGACGGAGCGUGUGCGUCGUCCUGUUUCCUCCAGCGAGCUGUUGAACGCGUUUCCGGACCACAGACAUGGCCUCGAAUAAUGGCUCCGCUGGUAAAUGGGAGGUGGUGAAGAAGGGAAAGAAAAGCAACAGCUCGACAGCGGGAAAGAACCCGGCCGACAAGAAACCAGGCGGCGCAGGGAGGAAAGCGCUCGGCGAAGCCAACCAGCCGUUCAGACCGCCCCUCAAGAUGUCAGAGACUCUGUACGAUGGCUUUGAGAAGAUGGGAAAGAAACGGAACAAGGAGCAGGUUCCACCACCAGCCGAGCCACAAGCCAAGAAGUCCUCGUCAAAUAAACAAUCCAAGAAAUCCAACUCCAGCAAUACGUCCACCCCCACAACACACAAGACCCUGGAGGAAGCCAUCAAAGCUUUGGAUCUUGAGGAUAUGAAGCAGCAGCUGGCUCGCAGCCAGAGCCUGUUCCCACAAAACCCGUCAGUGUGGCUCAAAGACCUGGCAGGAUACCUCAACCUGUAUCUGACCACACCCGACACGGACCCCACACUCAGCAGCCAUGCUCACGACUACCCCUACUGCCUUAUAGGGAAGGAGCUGAAGGGCAUCAUCAAAGGCCUCAUCGGUCGCUGCAGCGACAUUCUGCCUGAUUUCUUUGACCACUGUGUUUCCACUAUGCUCAGGGAGCUGGACAGACAGUCAGGUGAACCGCUGCAUGGAUACAGAGUCUGCAUUCAGGCAGUCCUGCAGGACAAACCCAAGAUCGCUACUCAGAACCUGCCAGAGUAUUUGGAGCUGUUGCGGUCAGUUCAGAAUCGACCGGUGAAGUGUUUGACUAUCAUGUGGGCCCUCGGCCAAGCAGGAUUUUAUGACCUCAGCCAGGGACUAAGAGUGUGGCUUGGUAUCAUGCUUCCGGUCCUGGGAGUGAAGUCUCUGUCUGCGUAUGCUAUUGCCUAUCUGGAGCGACUUCUCCUGCUUCAUGCAAACCUGACAAAAGGGUUUGGCAUCAUGGGCCCUAAAGAGUUCUUUCCUUUACUGGAUUUCGCCUUCAUGCCCAAGAAUGCCCUGACACCGAGCCUGCAGGAGCAGCUCAGGCGCCUGUACCCUCGACUUAAAGCUCUUUCAUUUGGAGGCAAACCUGAGAGCACGUUACACAUGUACCUGCCCUCGUUUCUGUCCAGAGCCACGCCGAAUUGUCCAGAUCAGAUGAAGAGAGAGCUGCUGAGCAGCAUGACGGAGUGUUUGUGUGUGGACGUACAGAGUCUAGGAGUGUGGAGACAGCUCUACACCAAACACUUGCCCCAGUCCAGCUUGCUGUUGAAUCAUCUAUUGAAGUCAUGGAACAUCCUCCCACCGAAGCUACGGAAGAACCUGGAAGAGACGAUUCAGUCUUUCCGAGUGACCAAUGAAGAGAUGAGAGACACCAAUGAAUCUCGGGACCUUCAGGAGUGUAGUAACCUGUGCCAGAAUCUCCAGGUAAAGAUGCGCGGUCACGGGUUCCCCUGGUCCAAACUUCUGAUGGUUCUAUUAGUGUUCGCUGGCGGCUUCAUUGUCCAUGACAUCAGAUCCCACGGUUCCUUCACCGAUUCCACCAGUGCCAAGUAUCUGCGCAGCUCAGGGGUCACAGCUGUAUCUCAAGAGGCCUGGGGCAAAGUUACAGUCUACUCAAAACAGGGCUUCAGCUGGUUGGAGACGAACACUCCAUAUUAUUACUCUGAGUGUGUGCGUGUUUUGGGGCCUGUGCUAGAACAAGGUCUGGAAAAGGCAAAAACUGCAGUGAUUGUCAUUUCUGAAAACACCACACAGUUUAUAAUCUGGGUCAGAGAAAAGACGCCUCUGGUCAUAGAAUGGGUGAACGCCAAAACCCCCGACAGCGUGUUCCAGGCGCUGGCGUAUCUGAGGGAGCUGCUCCUCUUCCUCCAUCAGAACUACGUCCUGCCAGCGCUGGCCUCCAUGUCGAACCUGCUGCAGCGAGCGUGGGCCGACCUGCAGGACUCCUGCAACGGGGAGGUGUCCGUAUCGUGUCUGCAGGCCCACGCGCUCUCCUUCACCAACACAACGUGGCAGCUGCUGCAGCACACAACGUCCGCCAUCAAGACAUGGGCUCAGGAGCUGCUGACGCAAGCAUGAGAACAUCAGACCCCGACUGGUUCACACACCCGCAAUAUACACACACACACUGACCCGGUUCCAGGCUGUGUCGCUCCUCUUCAAAGCCACGAUUGGACACUGUAGGGUCAAAAAACAAACUCUUGGCUUAUCAAUCAUUUUGGUUUUGUAUAGAUCUUUUUUUCUAACAGUCCUUUGUCGUAUCUCCCUCCUUGAGUUUUCUAUUGCAAAUUUCAGCUGUUGCUCAAACUCUGGGUUGAGCAAUUUCCGUAAUUUAUAGAUACUGCAGGUUUGUAGAUGAUUUCUAAAAAAAAAUUAUUUAAACAUAUAUGAAACAAGUGUUAUGUGAAAUUUUGCUAAAGAGCAGGGGAACGUCCAAAAAAAGUCCUGUGAAGACCACUUUGUGUUGAGUCUGUAUCAUCAGGUGCGCUACGGUUCUGUCUUCAAAGGAAAGGCUGACAUCUGCUGGUAGAUCGACUCCUUCACAGCAUUUAAACGGGUCCUUAUCAGCCGCAACAGGGUCCAAGUAGCCUCGCUUCACUCUGAGGCAGGUGUUUAGCCUCUGCCUCUGUUUCACCUCAUCUUGUUUUUGUCUCUUUAUUUUCUCACACUUCAUCCGCUGUCAGUAGUUUUAUGCCUGAGCUAAAACCAGCGCUGCAGUCGUGGACCUGCAUGUGAAGGCUGAAGACGUUCUCAAUUUACUUUGUGCCAACAUCCUUCUUUGUGUUGACAGGACAGACAUUUAUGACCAGCUGAUUCAGCAACUCUUUGUGAAAACAAGAUGUUUAGGUGGAUAUGGCAAUGUCCAAUGUCUUACUUUGUAAUAUAAAUGAUUUAUAAUAAAGACUUCAGCCCUAA
Messenger RNA from Betta splendens (Siamese fighting fish), 3000 nucleotides. It is a transcript of the gene tmem214, whose product is annotated as transmembrane protein 214. The record is from RefSeq and is a predicted model, not a curated record. Gene Ontology annotation, cellular component: Golgi apparatus; endoplasmic reticulum. The coding region runs from base 106 to 2163 and encodes 685 amino acids. The transcript has 17 exons. NCBI's taxonomy places the organism in Eukaryota, Metazoa, Chordata, Actinopteri, Anabantiformes, Osphronemidae.